This is a messenger RNA of Labeo rohita (rohu), 3747 nucleotides long. Its product is annotated as protein NLRC5. NCBI's taxonomy places the organism in Eukaryota, Metazoa, Chordata, Actinopteri, Cypriniformes, Cyprinidae. Bases 1 to 3747 code for a protein of 1248 amino acids. The transcript has 23 exons. Gene Ontology annotation, molecular function: protein binding. The record is from RefSeq and is a predicted model, not a curated record.
AUGGAGCAAGGGAAAAAGACACAGUCCAUAAGUCCAGGAGGAUCCGAGAAACAGGGUAGUGAUCUGCUAAAUGAUUGUGACUUAACAGACAAAAGCUGUUCAGCUCUGGCUACAGUUCUUGGAUCAGAUACCAGUCUGAAAGAGCUGAACAUGAGCAAUAAUAAUCUGCAGGAUUCAGGAGUGAAGCAGCUCUGCACUGGACUGAAGAAUAUAAAUUGCAAAUUAGAGAUACUGAGGCUUUCAGACUGCAGUAUCACUGAAGAAGGUUAUAAAGCUCUGGCUUCAGCUCUGAGAUCAAACUCUUCACACCUGAUAGAGCUGGAUCUCACAGGAAAUGAUCCUGGACAAUCAGGAGUAAAUGAGCUCAGUGACUUACUACAGGAUCCAAACUGUCAACUCAAGACACUGAGGCUAAAUGAUUGUGGCUUAACAGACAAAAGCUGUUCAGCUCUGGCUACAGUUCUUGGAUCAGAUACCAGUCUGAAAGAGCUGAACAUGAGCAAUAAUAAUCUGCAGGAUUCAGGAGUAAAGCAGCUCUGCACUGGACUGAAGAAUAUAAAUUGCAAAUUAGAGAUACUGAGGCUUUCAGACUGCAGUAUCACUGAAGAAGGUUAUAAAGCUCUGGCUUCAGCUCUGAGAUCAAACUCUUCACACCUGAUAGAGCUGGAUCUCACAGGAAAUGAUCAUGGACAAUCAGGAGUAAAUGAGCUCAGUGACUUACUACAGGAUCCAAACUGUCAACUCAAGACACUGAGAUUUUUGGGUCCUGCUGCAGAUGAAGCCUGUCAGUAUGUGACUGGAAUUGUGGGUAAAAACCCGUUACUCCUGAGAGAACUGAAUCUGAGUGAACAUGAACUAGGAGACACACGAGUGAAUCAGAUCGCUGCUCUACUGCAGGAUAAACACUGUCAACUCAACACACUGAAUCUGAAUAACAACUGUAUCACAGAAGGAGGUUGUCAUGUUCUGGCUGCAGCUCUAAAUUCAAACCCUUCAAAUCUGACAGAGCUGAAUCUGAGUGAGAAUAAACUAGGAAACCCAGGAAUGAAGAUCAUCUUGACUCUGUUUGAAAAUGUACAGUGUAGACUGGAAAAGCUGAAACUUUCAGACUGCAGUAUCAAUGAAGAAGGUUAUAAAGCUCUGGCUUCAGCUCUGAGAUCAAACCCUUCACACCUGAUAGAGCUGGAUCUCACAGGAAAUGAUCCUGGACAAUCAGGAGUGAAGGAGCUCAAUGAUUUACUACAGGAUCCAAACUGUCAACUCAAGACACUGAGAUUUUUGGGUCCUGCUGCAGAUGAAGCCUGUCAGUAUGUGACUGGAAUUGUGGGUAAAAACCCGUUACUCCUGAGAGAGCUGAAUCUGAGUGAACAUGAACUAGGAGACACACAAGUGAAUCAGAUCGCUGCUCUGCUGCAGGAUAAACACUGUCAACUCAACACACUGAGACUUUCAGACUGCAGUAUCACUGAAGAAGGUUAUAAAGCUCUGGCUUCAGCUCUGAGAUCAAACCCUUCACACCUGAUAGAGCUGGAUCUCACAGGAAAUGAUCCUGGACAAUCAGGAGUGAGGGAGCUCAAUGAUUUACUACAGAAUGAACUCUGUUCAUUAAAGACCAUCAGGUUUUUGAAAAGUCCUGCUGCAGAGAAAGCGUGUGAGUAUCUCACUGGAGUUCUGGGUAAAAGUCCAUUACUACUGAAAGAACUGGAUCUGAGUGGAGAUAAAUUAGGAGAUCUGGAUGGGGAGAAACUCUCUGCUCUUUUGAUGGACUCUCAUAGCAAACUGGAGAAAAUAAUGCUGAAUAACUGUAAGCUGACAGAGAAAAGUUGUUCAGUUCUAGCUACUGUUCUCUCCUCCAAAACCAUCCUGAAAGAGAUGAACCUGAACAACAGUCGUCUGCUGGAUUCAGGAGUCAAAGAGAUCUGUGAGGGACUGAAGAAUCCUGUGUGUGAGCUGAAGAUCCUGAAACUUUCAGACUGCAGUAUCACUGAAGAAGGUUAUAAAGCUCUGGCUUCAGCUUUGAGAUCAAACCCUUCACACCUGAUAGAGCUGGAUCUCACAGGAAAUGAUCCUGGACAAUCAGGAGUGAGGCAGCUCAAUGAUUUACUACAGGAUGAACUCUGUUCAUUAAAGACCAUCAGGUUUUUGAAAAGUCCUGCUGCAGAGAAAGCGUGUGAGUAUCUCACUGGAGUUCUGGGUAAAAGUCCAUUACUACUGAAAGAACUGGAUCUGAGUGGAGAUAAAUUAGGAGAUCUGGAUGGGGAGAAACUCUCUGCUCUUUUGAUGGACUCUCAUAGCAAACUGGAGAAAAUAAUGCUGAAUAACUGUAAGCUGACAGAGAAAAGUUGUUCAGUUCUAGCUACUGUUCUCUCCUCCAAAACCAUCCUGAAAGAGAUGAACCUGAACAACAGUCGUCUGCUGGAUUCAGGAGUCAAAGAGAUCUGUGAGGGACUGAAGAAUCCUGUGUGUGAGCUGAAGAUCCUGAAUCUGUGUGGUUCCAGUAUUCAGUAUGGUUUCAGCGAGGAACAGAGUCUCAUCCUGACUUCAGCUCUGAAAUCAAACCCAUCACACCUAAGAGAACUGAACCUGAGUGAGAAUGAACUAGGAGACUCUGCAGUGAAAAAUCUCAGUGAUCUACUGAUGAACCCACAAUGCAAGCUGGAGAAACUAGAUCUGUAUUAUUGCAGAAUUACAGAGGAACAGAGUCUCAUCCUGACUUCAGCUCUGAAAUCAAACCCAUCACACCUGAGAGAACUGAACCUGAGCAGGAAUGAACUAGGAGACUCUGGAGCGAAAAAUCUCAGUGAUCUACUGAUGAACCCACAAUGCAAGCUGGAGAAACUACAUCUGCGUGAUUUUAGUAUUACAGAGACACAGUGUCUCAUCCUGACUUCAGCUCUGAAAUCAAACCCAUCACACCUGAGAGAACUGGAUUUUAACGGGAAUGAAAUAAAAAACACAGGAGUGAAUCACUUAUGUGACGUACUGAAGGAUUCACACUGUAAACUAGAGAUACUGAGGUUAAGUGACUGUGAAUUGACAGCUGAAGGUUGUUCUGCUGUGACUUCAGCUCUGAAAUCAAACCCAUCACACCUGAGAGAACUGGACCUGAGUGUAAAUGUACUAGGAGACUCUGGAAUGAAAAACCUCAGUGAUCUACUGAUGAACCCACAAUUCAAGCUGGAGAAACUAGAUCUUCAGUCUUCUUUCAUCUUUGGAUGCAGUAUUACAGAGAAACAGUGUCUCAUCCUGACUUCAGCUCUGAUAUCAAACCCAUCACACCUGAGAGAACUGAACCUGAGAUGGAAUAAACUAGAAGACUCUGGAGUGAAAAACCUCAGUGAUCUACUGAUGAACACACAAUUCAAGCUGGAGAAACUAGAUCUGUGUAGAUGCAGUAUUACAGAGGAACAGUGUCUCAUCCUGACUUCAGCUCUGAAAUCAAACCCAUCACACCUGACAGAACUGGACCUGAGAUGGAAUCAAAUAAAAAACACAGGAGUGAAUCACUUAUGUGACGUACUGAAGGAUUCACACUGUAAACUGGAGAGAUUGAGUCUUUAUGGCUGUGGAAUUACAGAUGUUUCUUCUUUAACUCAGUCUUUGACAAACACAAAAGCACUGCAGUUUCUAAAAGAGCUUGAUCUGAGAGACAAUAAGAUUGGAGACUCAAAGCAGCAGCUCAUUGAUGUGCUACGAGACUCAAACUGUAAACUGAGGCCCGUUCUGCUCGCCUACACUGCUGUCUAA